CAACGCUCAAAAGAUACUGUGUGUGUGUAUAUAUAUAUAUGUAGAGAGAGAGAGAGAGAGAAAAUACAUAAACUCCUACAAGCUGCCGAUAAGGUAUAUAAGCCAUCCAUUGCAACAAUCUGUGCAUCCCCUUCCAUUUGAAGAAAUUCAUAUUCCCUCUUGAUCUUCAGCAAAAGAUUUCCUCUGUCAUAAAUUAAGUCUUCUUUUGCUUCACCAACAGAUAGAUUCUGUGCCACUUUGAGCCAUCUGCUAUCUUCUUGUCACUCUUUUAAUAUGAAAGCCAGAUCAUCAUCACAACAGUUCUUAAGAUUGGUGGCAGCAGCUUAACUAAGUCAUGACGGGCAAUGGGAUGGCCUUCUUCUCAGCAAAUUUCAUGCUUCAAACCCCUCACGAUCAUGACGAUCAUCAACCUCCCACUUCUCUCAAUCCAAUGUUGCCUUCCUGCACACCUCAAGAUUUUCAUGGUGUGGCAUCAUUUCUAGGAAAGCGAUCAGUGUCAUUUUCAGGGAUUGAAUUGGGUGAAGAAGCUCAUGGGGAAGAUGAUUUAUCAGAUGACGGGUCACAGGCAGGAGAGAAGAAGAGGAGGCUUAACAUGGAACAAGUGAAAACACUUGAGAAGAACUUUGAGUUGGGGAACAAGCUUGAGCCUGAGAGAAAAAUGCAGUUGGCCAGGGCUCUUGGCUUGCAGCCAAGACAGAUUGCUAUAUGGUUUCAGAACAGGAGGGCAAGGUGGAAGACAAAGCAAUUGGAGAAAGACUAUGAUGUCCUUAAGAGACAGUUUGAAGCAAUCAAAGCAGAUAAUGAUGCCCUCCAAGCUCAGAACCAAAAACUUCAGGCAGAGAUAUUGGCAUUGAAAAGUAGAGAACCAGCGGAAUCUAUCAAUCUCAACAAAGAGACAGAGGGCUCUUGCAGCAACAGAAGUGAAAACAACUCAGAUAUCAAGUUGGACAUUUCAAGAACGCCAGCUAUCGACAGCCCUCAAUCUACUCAUCCAAAUCCAACCAGCAGAACCCUCUUUUCAUCCUCUCUAAUAAGGCCGCCUUCUGGAGUGGCACAGCUCUUUCAAAACACAUCAAGGCCUGAAGUAAUCCAAUGCCAGAAGAUUGAUCAGAUGGUCAAAGAAGAAAGCUUGACCAACAUGUUCUGUGGCAUUGAUGAUCAGUCUGCAGGGUUUUGGCCAUGGUUAGAAACACAUCAAUUCAAUUGAGCCGAACCCACCAAAGUGUUAAAUUGAGCCAAACCAAGAUUACCAUGUUUCUAUAUUGAGUUUUUAAUUAAAAUAUUUCAUGUUUUGGUACUUAGAUUAAAUAUCAAGUUCGAUUUUCAAGUGGGGGCUGGAAAUCUUUAUGGAGGAAUUAAUAAAGGGGUAUGUUAUAUGUGUC
Messenger RNA from Prunus mume (Japanese apricot), 1382 nucleotides. RefSeq names its product homeobox-leucine zipper protein ATHB-13. Gene Ontology annotation, molecular function: sequence-specific DNA binding; DNA-binding transcription factor activity, RNA polymerase II-specific. Gene Ontology annotation, biological process: positive regulation of DNA-templated transcription. NCBI's taxonomy places the organism in Eukaryota, Viridiplantae, Streptophyta, Magnoliopsida, Rosales, Rosaceae. Gene Ontology annotation, cellular component: nucleus. The record is from RefSeq and is a predicted model, not a curated record.